AAAAGAAAGGAGCAUUUAUUGAGGAAGUAUAAGGAGGUACAAAUGGAGUAAUCUCAAAGGGGAUCAGACAUUAUUAAUAAAAGUUUGAAGUUUCUUCAAAAAGGAAACAAACAGAAAGUAAUUUUUAUUAUUAUUUUUUUUUUUUGGCAGAUGGGUAAUUGGAAUGGAUAGAAGACAGUGCCAACAUCUUCAAUCUUUUUGUGUAUUAGCGAUGCUCAUGGAUCAUGUCGGAUUUGGCCUCUAAUGGGUUGGAAAUGAAGAAGAUAUUUUCUAUAACACUAAAGAUUGGCCUAUAGCAUAGAAAUGGGAUUGAAACUAGAAACUGGAAAGCAAAGCAGGAAAUUUGAUGUCGUAUCGAUCAGAACAUGUUGCAGAUCGAUUUACAAUCAUCCAUUUCUUGUGGGUAUGGUGUUUUCUUUGAUAUUUCUGUACAGAUCGUUUCCAUUUUUGUUUUCUCUGUUGGUUUAUGCAUCCCCUGUAUUGGUCUGCACUGCUAUUCUUCUUGGGACCCUUUUGAGUUUUGGGCAAUCCAAUAAUAUAUAUGAAAUUGAAAAGCAAGAAUAUCUUAGCCAUGGUAUUGAUCCUCUUAAACCUGGAGUUUCAGAGAGUGGCAUUGUUGUUGUUAAUAGAGAAGAGAGCUUUGAAGGGAAGAAGAGUGAUACAGUAGAAAAAUCCAUUGAAGAAGCAAGUUCCAUAGUUAAUAAGGUCAGUAAGGUUGAGGAUGUUGAGGAUGAUCAUGCACCCAUUAAGGAAGUUAAGACAAGAGAAUCAAAUGGGGUUGUUCAUGAGGGAAAACUAAGGAUUGAAGAAGUGCUACAUAAUGAGAAAGCUGAUGCAAAUCAGAAUUCUUUGGUCCAAGAAAAUGGGAGUGAGAUUCUUGAAGUAGGAGUUGAAAACUACCCUAGAGUUUCAACCAAAGAUCAAAAAGAAGAUCACUUGGAUGAUCAUGAGGAUGAUGAUGAUGAUGAUGAUGACAGCGAGAAUAGGUCUAUGUAUUCAGGGUCUGAAAGAGCAGAGAAUUCAUCAGUUGAUGGAUCAACGGCUGACAUGGUUCCAAUGCUUGAUGAAACACACCCACUUUUAUUCAGAGAAGAUCCACAGCCUGAAAUUCAUGGAGAAGAAGAAGAUGCUGGUCUUGAUGAUAAUGAGGACGAUGAUGAAGAAGAAGAAGAAGAAGAAGCAAAAGAAGUCAAGGAAGAUGAGAGUAAGUCAGCAAUCAAAUGGACAGAGGAUGACCAAAAGAAUAUAAUGAAUUUGGGAACUUUAGAGCUUGAGAGAAACCAGUGUGUGGAGAAUCUUAUUGCAAGGAGAAGAGCAUGGCAAAGCUCCAAAACAAUGUCUCAGAAAAAUCUAAUUGACUUUGAAAGUGCAGAGUUUCCUUUCAGUGUUUCACCGCUUUCAGUAACAAGACGAAACCCAUUCGAGUUUCCUCAUGAUUCAACAAAUCCUGGUUCUGCCCCAUCAAUUAUGUUGCCAAGAAGAAGAAAUCCUUUUGAGCUUCCUUUUGAAUCGAAGGAAGUGAAAAAGGAAGAGAAAAAUGAUAACAAAGUUGAUGGUUUUGAGCAACAGUCUACAACAUUUGACCAGAAAGGCAUAUUCUUUCGCAGGCAUGAAAGUUUCAGUUUAGGACCAUCAAGCUUAGGAUUUGUGAAGCAGGCAAACCAAGAUAUAAAAUGGAGACCAGUUUUCAUACCAGAACGGUUUGUUUCAGAAGGAACAAGCUAUUCCUCAAUCUCAAGGCAGUCAAGUGGAGCUAGCGAUUCAAAGUUGAGUUCAAUUCCUGAUUCUGAAUCAGUGAGUUCAGUAGAGCAAGAUUUUUCUAAAGAAAAGGAAAUGAUCUCCAAUCUAUACCAGACUUCUAAUCUUGUUGAACAUGGAAGUCAAUCCACUGAGGACGUAGUUUCUGAAGAAAUGGUACAGAUUGAGAAGAAAGAUGUUGAACAUAUUGGGUUAGAAAUAACGUUGGGACAAGUUGAAAAUCACAGUGAAAAAGAAGUUGAAAAUCGCAGUGAAAAAGAAGUUGGAAAUCAGAGUGAAACAGAAUCAAGCUUGUAUGAAACAGAAGAGGAAGACAACGAUGUAGAAGUGGAAAACAAAACCAGUGGAAUCCAUUUGGAAACUGAACCAGUUGAGGAGGAAGAAAGUAGCAGAUCAAGCUUAUCAUCAAUAUUAGAAAUUGAUGAAAAAAAGUCUUCACAUGUUCAAAAUGAUGACGGAUCGUCAACAAAAUGUUUGGAGGCUAAUAAUGGUGAUCAUAUUAAUGGUGCGGUGGAUGAAAAUCUACCUGAGGAGCCUCUAUAUGAUGCAAGCCCAACUGCAGCUGGAAAGUCACUCUCUUUGAUCUCCUUUUUUCCUGAUAAACAAACAGAGAUAUUAGAAAAUGUUAAACCUCCUGAAUCAGAAGAAAUGGGUGCUGUGGUUGAGGAAGAGAAAUCUGAAGUGUACAGUGAAAAGGAUGAAAGUUCUCAUCCUGAAAAGGAUUGGACUUAGAAAUCAAGUGUAUCCAUUGUGGAUCCAAUUGAUUAGCCCAACCCAUUUGGACCAAACAUUAAAAAUUGUUAAAAUUUUCGGUGGGGAAUAAUACCUUUAUAAUAAAGAAAUAUUUUUUUUCUUUUUUUUUUUUGGGUUUUAA
This is a messenger RNA of Ziziphus jujuba (common jujube), 2632 nucleotides long. RefSeq lists its product as uncharacterized. The coding region runs from base 304 to 2490 and encodes 728 amino acids. The record is from RefSeq and is a predicted model, not a curated record. Lineage: Eukaryota; Viridiplantae; Streptophyta; Magnoliopsida; Rosales; Rhamnaceae. The transcript is spliced from 2 exons.